Molecule: messenger RNA, 1130 nt
Organism: Brachypodium distachyon (stiff brome)
Lineage: Eukaryota; Viridiplantae; Streptophyta; Magnoliopsida; Poales; Poaceae
Product: probable glutathione S-transferase GSTU6
Exons: 2
Coding region: 175-843 (222 amino acids)
Biological process (GO): glutathione metabolic process
Cellular component (GO): cytoplasm
Molecular function (GO): glutathione transferase activity
Source: RefSeq, a predicted model, not a curated record
CCACGAAGCCAAACCGAACCCAAACACUUCCAAAUCCCAAUAUCGAUAUAAUACCUUACCGGUCUAAUCUUUGAGGACACUCCACCAAGCAACACUAUCGACAGGAAGACCCGCUUAACUUGAUUGAUUCUGACCGGCAGGAAGGCGAAUCCACGGUCCACCCAUUCCAUCUCCAUGGCGACGGCCGGAUCUGGCGACGAGCUGAAGGUGCUGGGCGCGUGGGCGAGCCCGUUCUUGGUCCGGGUGUUGUUCGCGCUGCAGCUCAAGGGGCUGCGCUACGAGUACGUGGAGGUGGACCUCAAGGAGAAGAACGAGCUCCUCCUGGCCUCCAACCCCGUGCACAAGAAGAUCCCCGUGCUCCUCCACGCCGGCAAGCCCGUCUGCGAGUCCCAGCUCAUCGUGCAGUACAUCGACGAGGCCUUCCCCGCCUCCGGCCCCUCCUUCCUCCCCGCUGACACCCACGCCCGCGCCGUCGCCCGCUUCUGGGGCGCCUACGUUGACGACAAGGUAUUAUCUGCUGAGCUCGUGGAAGGGGAUCUUCGCGACCAAGGACGAGGAGGAGAACGCGGAGGCAGUGAGGCAGACGCUGGCUGCGGCGGACGCGCUGGAAGGGGCGUUCCGGGAGUGCUCCGGGGAGAAACUAGAGUGGUUCGGCGGCGACGGCGUCGGGUACGUGGACAUCGUGCUCGGUGGGUUGGUGCCGUCCAUGAACGUGUUGGAGCUGGCGGUCGGGAUCAAGGUCGUGGACCCCGACAGGACGCCGCUGCUGGCCGCCUGGAAGGACCGCUUUUGCGCGCUCGACGCGGCCAAGGCUGCCAUGCCGCCGCUCGACCGCUUGCUUGAGAAUGCCAAGAAGUACUUGGCUGAAAUUUCAUUCAAGACCCCGGCGAGCAAGUGAAGAUCUGCAGUUGCAAUUCCCAUUUGGUUGGUCUACGAAUAAGGAGUAUCACAGUACAGGACCUCCGGGUCCCGAAUGUGUGUUUUUUUCCUUCCGUGGGCAAAUGAAUUUUCAUGCAAUUUUACAUCACCUCAACAUCCUGCAUUUAGCCGUUCAGCUUGUGUAUGGCCGAAGACACUCUUUUAACGAUCGGGAUUGAUGUGAUAAACAGUAACUAGUUUUUUUUUGGUGA